This is a messenger RNA of Nelumbo nucifera (sacred lotus), 2935 nucleotides long. The record is from RefSeq and is a predicted model, not a curated record. NCBI's taxonomy places the organism in Eukaryota, Viridiplantae, Streptophyta, Magnoliopsida, Proteales, Nelumbonaceae.
GUUGCUUCUCUCGCCUUUUUGACCGUGGCGAACCAGAGGAGAAGAGGAGACUCGCUUUCCAGUUUCCUCUCUUUUUCGUCUCUCUCUCUCUCUCUCUCUCCAUCGUUUGCUUGCUUCUUGUUGUAGGUUGUAGUUAAAAAGGAGCUCAAAACAAGACUUUUUGAUAACUCGAUCGAGUUCUCUUCGCUUUCAUCUGAUGCACUCUUAACCAUUUAUCUCAAAUCUCUCAAAGAACGAGAGUGCUUGAAUCGACAGGAAGGAAAGACUAUUCGUCUAUUCCAUGUGCAGUGAGCCGAAGAGGAAAACAUCUGCUGUAGAUUUGGUCAUGGAGGGUGAAUCCCAGAAGCAAAAAGAGAGUUUAAACCGCAACUUUUCUGUUCUGCUUGAAUUAUCGGCCUCCGAUGAUCUGAUCGGCUUCAGGCGUGCAAUUGAAGAGGAGGGUUUUGAUAUUGAUGAGGCCAGCUCCUGGUAUGGGAGAGGGAUUGGGUCAAAGAAGAUGGGUUUUGUGGAGAGAACGCCCCUCUUGGUCGCAUCGAUGUUUGGGAGCAAGGAGGUUGUUGCAUACAUCCUCUCGACCGGGAAGGUUGAUGUUAAUAGGGCAUGUGGCUCGGACGGAGCAACUGCCCUCCACUGUGCUGCCGUUGGCGGGUCCUCUGCUUCUCUCGACAUCGCCAAGCUUUUGCUUGAUGCUUCCGCGGAUAUUGACUCCCUAGAUGCUAACGGGAACCGACCGGUGGACCUGAUCCCUCCAGCGUUGAAAUGGUGCAAUUCAAGGAAGAAAACACUGGAGAAGGUAUUGAAGGGCGGCAGUUUUACUGGGGAGGGAUGGAAUUCUGAUCUGACGGAAGAACAGCCAGACCAGUUGCUAACGCCACGGGCCUCUAAAGAUCUCUGUGAGAAAAAAGAAUACCCAGUUGAUCUUUCCCUCCCAGACAUAAAGAACGGGAUAUAUGGGACAGAUGAAUUCAGGAUGUACACGUUCAAGGUGAAGCCCUGUUCCAGGGCUUACUCCCAUGACUGGACGGAAUGCCCGUUUGUUCACCCAGGGGAGAACGCUAGGCGCCGUGAUCCGAGGAAGUAUCACUACAGCUGUGUUCCCUGCCCGGAGUUCCGGAAAGGAAAUUGCCGGCAGGGAGAUUCCUGUGAGUAUGCGCAUGGUGUGUUCGAGUGCUGGCUCCACCCGGCACAGUAUCGAACACGGCUCUGCAAGGAUGAGACUGGAUGCACGCGAAGGGUGUGCUUCUUUGCGCACAAGCCGGAAGAGUUACGCCCCUUGUACGCCUCGACUGGCUCAGCCGUUCCAUCACCGAGAUCGUCUUCUCUAAGCGUUUCUUCACUUGACGUGGCGCCGUUGAGUCCAAUGGCUCUUGGUUCCCCGUCUGUACUUAUGCUUCCUACGUCCACACCACCCAUGUCACCCUCAGUGAGCUCUUCUUCUCCUAUGGGGGCAGCGAUGUGGCAGAACCAGUCUAGUCUUGCCCCUCCGACUUUGCAGCUUCCAGGUAGCCGGUUGAAGGCCGCACUGAGUGCCAGGGAUAUGGAUUUAGACAUGGAAUUACUUGCGCUGGAUCGUCAUAAUCAGCGGCAGCAGCUGAUAGAUGAGAUGUCUAGUCUCUCUACCCAAUCGGGCUGGUCUUUGGCCACAGCUGCAGCCCUGGCUGCCUCAUCUGGUGGACGGGCUGGGGAAUACAGCCGGUUAGGUGGGGUAAAGCCUACGAAUCUGGAUGAUGUUUUUGGUUCUCUUGACACGUCGGUGUUGUCUCAAUUGCAAGGACUCUCGCUGAAUGCUGCAGCCUCUCAGUUGCAAUCUCCGAAAGGUAUCCAUACACGCCAGACCAUGAACCAGCAGCAGCUGCGUUCAAGCUAUCCCACAGGCCUGCCCUCCUCCCCAGCGAGAUCAUCAGCAUCGUUUGCCCUUGAUCCCUCCGGGGCAGCGGCUGCAGCAGUAAUGAAUGCGAGGUCAGCUGCCUGUGCAAAGAGGAGUCAGAGCUUCAUAGACCGCAGUCCAGUUAACCGCCAGACUGGAUUUACUUGUACUGCUGCUGCGGCUACUGCCACUGCGAUGUCUUCUACACUUUGUGAUUGGGGCUCUCCUGAUGGAAAAUUGGACUGGGGCAUUCAAGGAGAAGAACUUAACAAAUUGAGGAAGUCGGCUUCAUUUGGGUUCAGAAACAGCAAUAGAAAUUUAGCAGCAGCCUCAGUGACGCCAACAGUUGAUGAGCCAGAUGUGUCGUGGGUGCAGUCUCUAGUGAAGGAUGUUCCAACGAUGGGAAAUGGACAACUUGGUCAGGAACCGCAACCACAGCAGUAUCAGCUCAGCAGUGGAGGUUCGGAGAUGCUCUCGCCAUGGGUAGAGCUGGUGUACAUGGAGCAGGAGCAGAUGGUGGCUUAAAGCAAGUUGACGCCCACCACCUCUCUGUGUGGCUCGUCGUUUAACCUAACAAGUUCAUAUUGCCAUUUUUUUUAUUCAUAUUAUUAAUAUUCAUUAUAUGAUGAUGUAAGUAGGAAAGGGGGCAAGAAUGAGCAGAAGAAGACCCGAAGGGCGAAGUUGAACAGAAUUUGGGCAGGGGAGCAAAUUGAGUCCUUGCUCUUGGUAUAGAUAGAGAGAUAGGUUUACUUGCUUUUCAAUUUCAAAGCAAGUUGGUUUAGGUGAAAGAAGUUAAGUUUCUCCUCUCUUUGUUUAUUAUUUAUUUAUUUAUUUUUCUGUUGAGAAGUUGAGGAAUAUCAUUUUUAAGUUAGAGCUUGCCUAUAAGAGAAAGUUGAAGAGCGGAGAGAGGUCUUUUGCUUGUAAGACCAAGGUUGUCGAAGAAUGAGAAUGUAAGCAACACAAUAGAGUCCAUAAGGUGCUUUUGUGUUACAUCACAUGUAACUGAGAAUUGUUGAAUUUGAGCGAAAGCGAAUUCAUCUGAUCAUCAUAGACUGUAUUCAUUUCCAA